Messenger RNA from Eremomyces bilateralis CBS 781.70, 3049 nucleotides. Its product is annotated as DUF625-domain-containing protein. Gene Ontology annotation, cellular component: nucleoplasm; protein phosphatase 4 complex. Gene Ontology annotation, molecular function: protein phosphatase activator activity. Lineage: Eukaryota; Fungi; Ascomycota; Dothideomycetes; Eremomycetales; Eremomycetaceae. The coding region runs from base 105 to 2684 and encodes 859 amino acids. The record is from RefSeq and is a predicted model, not a curated record. The transcript is spliced from 9 exons. Gene Ontology annotation, biological process: DNA damage response; protein dephosphorylation.
CGUCUUACUGCGCGCCCACCCCCUCGCCGCCCGCGCUCGCGGAAGGGUGAGCUGUCGCCCGACGCCGGGAGUGACGGGCGCUCGUCCUCGACAACCGACCGACCAUGGCGCUGGCCCCUCCGCCGCCUGCGAACGAUCGGAAGCGCGUCAAGGUCUACGAGUUGAAGAGCAACGACUGGUUCGAUAGGGGAACCGGCUUCUGCACCGGGUCGUUGGUCAAUGAUGAGGCGCGAAUACACGUCCAGUCCGAAGAUGAGCCCGUUCGGACGUUGCUGGAGACGAAAAUCGGUAGGGAUGAGGGAUAUCAGAAGCAGCAAGAUACCCUGAUCGUAUGGACGGAGACAAAUGGAACCGAUAUGGCGCUUAGUUUCCAGGAGGCGGAGGGUUGUGGCGCGAUAUGGGAAUUUGUCAGUGACGCGCAACAGCGUCUUGGAGGUGGCCCUGCCGCAGACGACGGUCUUUCAGAUGAAGCGAUCGAAACAUUUCAACCGAUCACCCUCCCCGAUCCCCCGCAGAUGGAGAAUCUCCAAGAAAUCGAGAAUAUCAUGAGAGCCGCCAAUUCCACCGCGCAAGGGCGGGAAGCGCUCGCAAAAGCCGUCAUGGCCGCCGAGUAUAUCCACAAGCUGGUGCCUUUUGUAGAGAUAGCGGAGCGGGAGCAGAGCCUAGCGGACUUACACCGGCUCUGCAAUAUCAUGAAGAUUCUGGUUCUGCUGAACGACACGGCCAUGAUCGAGCUUGCCGUGACGGACGAUGUCAUUUUCGGCGUUGUUGGUGCCUUUGAAUACGAUCCCGAUUUCCCGAGUCACAAAGCGAAUCACCGACAGUACCUUGCAGACGAGACUCGAUUCAAAGAAGUCGUCCCGUUCGACGACCCAAAUGUGAAGAGGAAGAUCCACCACACCUACCGGUUGCAAUACCUCAAAGACGUCGUCCUCGCGCGCAUCCUCGAUGAUACCACGUUUACCGUUCUCAAUGGCCUCAUAUUCUUCCACCAAGUCGAUAUAGUGCAGCACCUACAGGGCAACGUCCCCUUCUUAAAAGAAUUGUUCGGUAUCUUUGCUCCCCAGGAAACUGACCAGCAGCGCAAGAAGGACGGUGUAGCGUUCAUUCAGCAAUGCUGCGCUCUCGCCAAAAGCUUGCAACCCCAGGCGAGAAACGCUCUGUACAACAACUUCAUUAACGGGGGUCUCUUCAAUGUCAUCACCUUCGCCCUUCGCCAUCAAGACGCCUCGGUUCGUGUCGCCGGCACCGACAUCCUAGUCGCCUUGAUCGACCACGAUGCUCCUCUCAUCCGCAACCACAUUUUCAAGGCCGUGAACGAGAACACCAAGCCUCUGACCGACACCUUGAUUGAACUCCUACUGGUCGAGGUGGAUGUGGGAGUUAAGGCACAGAUUGCGGAUGCGAUCAAAGUCCUCCUGGACCCCAACGCGAACGGCCCGUCAUUGGAAGCGCUCGCGCGCGGGAACAAUGAGUACAUGGCAAAAUUCAGAGGCGGGCCCAUGCACAUGCCGCCGACGGAGAUGUUCAUCCAACGAUUUUACGAUGAUUCGGCAAGGCGACUUUUCCAAGCCCUGAAGGAUCUCGAGCAUCGGCAGUCGAUGGACAAUCUCAACGUGCAAGAGGUGCUGCUCUUUAGCCAUCUGGUUGAAAUCCUUUCAUUCUUCCUCCGACAGCACGCAUUCCGCAGCAAGCAGUUCAUUUUACAGGAGCUCCUUGCCUGCCGCGUCGCCCAGCUGAUGGCAUGUCCCGAGAAGCACUUGAAGCUCACCGCGCUCAAAUACUUCCGGACGUGCAUCGGUCUGAAAGACGAGUAUUACAAUAAGCAGAUCAUCCAGCAUCAUCUCUUCGAACCCAUCCUCAACAUUGUCUUCGAAACUAAGCCGAAAGACAACCUCCUCAACUCGGCCUGUCUGGAAAUGUUCGAGACCAUUCGGAGGGAGAAUAUGAAAUCAUUAGUCGUCCACCUGGUCGAGAAUUACCGGGACCGACUGCAGGCUCUGGACUACGUGGAGACAUUUCCCGCUCUGGUCUUAAAAUACGACCAGUACAACCAAAUCGCAGACCAGAACGAACCCCUCCUCAAUCACGACCAAUCAUUCACCAGCACCGAAACCGAGACCCCCAACCGUAACAUCGUCAACGGCGGCAUGCGGUGGCAGGGACUCAAGGAUCAUGACCCCGAGGAGGAUGCCUACUUCAACGGCCCUGAUAACGAAGAAGAAGCCAACGCCCCCGCGACCGCCAAAGCCCCCACCAACGGCGUCUCCCCCCAACGUCCCCUCGUCAACUACCCCGACGACGAAGACGAACUGCCCGACCUCCCCACCGACCCUACUACCACCUCUCCGCCCGCCGACUCCACCGCCACCAGCCCCCCCUCCGACUCCCCUUCCCCCUCCACCUCCGCCCGCUCCCCCGCGCCCCUCCCAUCCACCAAAAUCGCUGAGAAGCGCCGCCGCGAGGACGAGGACGACGACGAGCUCGGCAAGCUAUCGGCGCACCCGAAGCGGCGGAACUCGUCGGGGCAGCCGGGCGCAGAGCCACCGGCGGCGCAUCAGCCGCCGCAUGGGCACAUGCUAAGGAGAAAACGGAGCAUCCAGGCGGGGAAGGAUCCAACUGGGAAAAAAAUCGCCAUCUCGCUGGCGAUGAAGGGGGAUGCGAACGGGAAGGAUGGGGCGUGAGAGGGCGGGAGGCUUGUGGUCACCCAACGUCUUACUCCUUCGGGGUCACUCCAGCGCUUGUGGGCUUGACGCCAUUCUCGAUACCGAGAAACUGGUCGCUCUCCGCCUUGGCUCGCAGCCGUGCACCCUAGCGGUCGCCGCCCCCUGGACACGCCCACCUCCCCGCGUCCAACACCCACGACCUCCUCACCACCAACGACGCAGCCGGGCCCCUCCUCUCACCCGCACGUUCAUAUCAUUAGACGACCGCCGACGACGGCGGCGGAUUGCUAGCUACGAGUACUGUUCUCGGUGGGAUUCAUGUAACAUAUUUGGCGCCGAGGGAACGGGGGACGACGGAGGGGUUGCAUUAGCAGAUAGAGGUU